CUACGUCAACCCAUUUUUUGUAACCGAUGGAUUACAGACUCAAAUAGUAAAGUGUUUACAAGCCCGGUCUCUCCAUGGUGUACAUGCAUAAAAAAUGGAGUAGUCAGAGUUAAAGAUUUGUGAGAUCCAGUGAGGAGGGAAGGGUGGAUGGAGAUGGCGAGUAUGGGUGAGCUGCAGACAGGAGCUGCCGAGUGGUUCAGCACUGUCCAAGCGAGUGGCACACGGCUAAGCCAGAUGGUGGCGAUGCUGCGAACGACUGUGAUCGAGAGGAGUGAGCCGUCGAUGUCGUGGAUUCGGAGUGUCCAGCAAUGUAUGCUGGAGAUUUUAUGGGGGUUGGAGGAGGGGACGUCCCCCCAUCUAGAAGCGUUUAUAGAUCGGCCACGAUUGCAUGCUUUGAUGCGGAGCUGCCACGAGGAGCUUGAGGAGGGGCAAGGUCUUUGCAGCGCGUUGGAGGAGCGAUUUUUCGAGGACGAGGACGAUAUCGUGGAUGGUCAUCAUGACAACAACGCCAUCACGGAUGACCCCACCAAGAGUGCCAGACUGAGUGAUGACAACGAUAAUCAUCUUAUCUGCAUCGCGAAAAUCUGCAACAACAAUAAUAACAACAACAACUACAAAUUGACGGUGUCUGUGGGGCAGGCCGCAAACAUCAACAAUAACAACUACACUGUGCGCAACGAUGGAAUGGGACGAGGGAUCCUGAGAUUGUGCACGCUUAGGAGAGUUAACGAUUACAACAACAACAAUGACAACGAUAAUACAGCUGGUGGCAACAAAAAUGACAACAACAAAGGUGGCGGAGUCGACACUGGCAGAGUGGUAAUUGGAUUGCGCAGUUUCUUUUCCCUCUCCCCUGCCCUCCCCUCUUGUUUUCCUUCCUGUGUUCUUGCUGAUUGCUCGGGGGCAGGGGCGAGAGGGUUGGAUGACUGGAAUGCUGUGUAAAUAGGAAGAUUGUGUGGGGGCGCAGGGAGAGGGAUGUAGGCGCGUAGGGGUGAGAUAGUGAGGGCUGGAUAAC
Chara braunii is the source of this 1015-nucleotide messenger RNA. The record is from the annotation of a GenBank genome assembly. NCBI's taxonomy places the organism in Eukaryota, Viridiplantae, Streptophyta, Charophyceae, Charales, Characeae.